AUGGAAUUAACUCAGCAGCUGGCAAAUCAGAUGGCGCAAGCGGUGAACAGAAAUGGGCAGGCCAUUCCGAGCCAGACACCAAUUCUUAAUGGCGGACAGCCAAUGGGCAAUAUUUGGGAUCCCAGGUUGUCGUGGCUUUAUCCAUAUAUGAGCAAGUCGCCACAAAAACGGAAAGGAGGACAAAUACGAUUUACCAAUGAGCAAACCGAUGCUCUCGAACACAAAUUUGAUUCUCACAAGUACCUGAGUCCACAAGAAAGGAAAAAACUUGCAAAAUCGCUGAGUUUGAGUGAACGACAGGUAAAAACUUGGUUCCAAAACCGGAGGGCGAAGUGGCGAAGAGUAAGAAAAGAUGGUGAGGAGGAGGACGAGCUACCUAAUGGGGCAUCAGCAAGAAGUCUUGGACAGUUACAAGCUCCACAUCCUUUUCCAUUCCCAACACGACUUUAA
Molecule: messenger RNA, 450 nt
Organism: Caenorhabditis bovis
Lineage: Eukaryota; Metazoa; Nematoda; Chromadorea; Rhabditida; Rhabditidae
Source: the annotation of a GenBank genome assembly